Messenger RNA from Diversispora eburnea, 744 nucleotides. Lineage: Eukaryota; Fungi; Glomeromycota; Glomeromycetes; Diversisporales; Diversisporaceae. The record is from the annotation of a GenBank genome assembly.
AUGAGCAUUCCCGAAGUUGUUAAAGAUUGGAACGUAUGGAUGUAUAAAUUAUUAUUCAAUAAUCUAUGUGUCAAAAAACAUAUUACACUUUAUUAUUAUAACGAAUUUGAAAGGGUACAUAAUAAUGAAUUUCAUGGGGAUAUUUACGAAGCGAUUUUACGAAAAUUUCAAAAGAAAGUGUUUCUCAAAACAAUGCCGUGGUCAACUCUCGAGGAUUUUUUGAAUAGAGUGAAAAAUAUUCAAUCGGGAAUAUCUUAUGAAUUAAUAAAAUUAUGUAAAGAUUGUUUACAACAUAAUGAAACUGAUCGUCCUAGUAUUCAAGAAAUAGUCAAUUGUCUUGAUAAAAUUGAUUCAAAAAUCAAACAAAAUGAAUUUAUAUCAUCUGCAAAAAGAAUAAAAUUGGAAAAUUCAAAAUUUUGUAAUGACAUAGAAAAUAUUGAAUAUGAACCAAUGUUUACACCAUUUAUUCCUAUAAUAACUAGAGCAAUUUGUUAUGAAAAUGGAUGUGGUAUAGAGAUAAAUAAAAAAGAAUCUUUAAAAUGGUAUUUAAUUUCAGCGGAAAAUGGAAAAACAGAAAGUCAACGUAGGUUAGGAGAUUACUACAACGAUGGUACAGGGACACUGAUAAAUAUAAUAAAAUCAAUUUAUUGGUUUCAAAAAGCAAGGGAAGGUAAAGAUACAUAUUCGUCCAGGAUAUUAGAUGAAUUUAUCGAUAGUUUUGAUCGAAUUGGCCCAAUUAGUUAA